Oncorhynchus gorbuscha (pink salmon) is the source of this 2536-nucleotide messenger RNA. Its product is annotated as protein naked cuticle homolog 2-like. Gene Ontology annotation, biological process: negative regulation of Wnt signaling pathway. Lineage: Eukaryota; Metazoa; Chordata; Actinopteri; Salmoniformes; Salmonidae. The transcript has 7 exons. The record is from RefSeq and is a predicted model, not a curated record. Gene Ontology annotation, molecular function: calcium ion binding. Gene Ontology annotation, cellular component: cytoplasm. Bases 167 to 1474 code for a protein of 435 amino acids.
UCUCUCUCUCUCUCUCUCUCUCUCUCUCUCUCUCUCUCUUUCUCCUCCCUAUCUCUACCCCUCUGUCCUGCCUCUCUUCCCUUCCUAGGAGUUUCCACAUAGUGAGCUGAAGGGGAGACAGCUCUUAGACCAUCACUGUCCCCUAGAGGGAAGACUAGCUGUCGUCAUGGCGUCAGCUAAUGGGGAUCUGAAUAAAGAUGAAGAUGUGUGUUGUUGUGUUGUGCCAGUGGAUCUCCCUCCAGAGAAGGCUGCUGAGGGCUGUGACAGUUACCUGCAGUCCCCCCACACAGACCCAGGGCCAGACAGGCAGCUACUGAGAGGAGGGGACGCAGGCAAAGCCUCUGGGAAGAAACGCAUCAGCCUGGAUGACCUAGAGUGUGACGUAUCAGUGGAGGAGGAUAAUCGUCAGGAAUGGAUCUUCACCCUCUAUGAUUUUGACAACAGUGGCAAAGUUACUAAAGAGGACAUGUCCAGUCUGAUGCACACCAUCUAUGAUGUGGUGGAUGCCUCGGUCAAUCACUCGUCCUGCCACAGUAAGAGGAAGACCCUACGGGUCAAGCUGACCGUCGCACCAGAGCCCAGUGCUCGCAGGAGAGACCACAUCUCCACUGGACCAGACCGGGAGUCAGGACGCCUUCACCAGGAGGAGGGACGAUCAGCAGACAGACGGCUUUCUUCUCACAUCAGGCCAGCCCUCCCAGGUCAGAGCAGUGAGGGACAGCAUUACUGUGUGGAUGAGAACACUGAGAGGAGGAAUCACUAUCUGGACCUAGCUGGUAUAGAGAACUACACCUCCAGGUUUGAAGGAUCCACCCCUCCCCCGCCCCCCCAGGAGACCCAUGUGCGGGCCUCCCAGUCCCAGAACCGCUCCCGUUCCCAGGAGCCCGAGGCCCACGCCGCCCACGCCCACCAGCGCCGCUCGCAGGUCAUCAGUGAGAACUACACCCCUCUAGAAGCCCGGGGUCGGGGAGCGUCACACUUCCUGAAGUCCCCCAGAGGAACAUCUAAAGGAUCCGGCGUCGGAGGGACCAAUGGGGGACUUGAAAGGGCCAAGUCCAGUAAAUACCACGUUGGGGGACAUUACCCUCCUCAGCCUCCUCCUCUCCAGACCCUGCUGCAUACAGGGAACUCCUCAUCUGGGGGUCACGGAGGUCAGGAUGUGUACCACCUCCCCUCCUCCAGCCACCACCAGCACCCUCUGCAGCACAGCCACAGCAAACGGCUCCGGGCCAAAGCCAGGGAGGGUCAGGGCCUGUCCCCGUCCAAAACGCCCCUGUCACCUCACUCCAAUCCCCAGCAUCAGCAUCAGGCUCCCCCUCCUCCUUGUCUGGAGAGGGAGAAGGAGAGGGAGCAGGGGUCUGGGCUGCCCGGCAGCCCUGGGUCCUUUGUGUUGCCUCUGGUGCAGCGUCACGAGCACCGACACCACCACGAACACCACCAUCACCACCACUACCACCACCACCACCAGACAUGACCCAAUAGGACGCCAGUAACAGUCAGAGACUGAGAGACCUUUAAAGGACCGACUGAUCACACCCGUCUGUCUGAAGAAGGACUCAACCUCCUCACCCAAUGGGAAUGUCUCCCCUUCUGUCCUGAGGCUGCCCAAUCUGAGAUGGCACCCUAUUCCCUAUAUAGUGCACCACUUUUGACCAGAGCCCUAUUGGUUAGCCCUAACUCUAACCCUGUAGACGUUUGCCAAAUGUAGUGCACUAUAUAACAAGGUGCCAUUCAGACAGCCCAGGAUCUGAACCCUCCUCCAUUUAGUGCCAGGCAGGCUGCCAGAGCCAGACAGUUUCCCUGAGAUAUCCUGGGAUCAGACUCACUGAUGGAAACUGGAGUGUGUCUGACUGCUGUGGUUAUUCCAUUGUAAAGGGUUGCAGUUUUGUAAGACGUUUUCUAUGGCACAGUUCUGAAUCUGAAUGAAAUGAGGUUAAACAUCCUGCUGGACCAAGCUACUCCUCUCUACGCCUGGACCUUCACAAAGGGAGAACAGAUACAGUACAGCUCUAUGUGGACAGAGGUCAGAGGUCAUCAAAAGUGACAUCAUUUCCUCCUUGGUGUUGACCCAUAGAUUUUCUUGUCCCCAGAAGCUAGGUACUGUCUCCUUCGUCCCAAAUGGCACACUAUUUGUUUUAUAGUAUACAACCUUUGACCAGGGCUCAUAGGACUCUAGUCUAAAGUAGUGCACUAUUUAGGGAAUAGCGUGACAUUUGGGACACUGCCUCUCCGUGUGUCUUGUGUGUAUGAGAGCUUUCCUCCCAACGGUGUAUCUCAGGUGUUAGGUGCUGCUCCUUCGCUGUUCUCUCUACUACUUCCUCAUUGGAACCGGAACCCUGCUGUUGGGGUUCCAGAACCAGAGGAACAAUAUCAAAUCACCACUGGCAGUUUUAAUGCAAGAAAUAUCUAGCUAUGUAAGCAUUGACAUCUAUAUAUGUAUACACAUUUUACUGUAAUAAAACUGUAUUUAUAUGCAUGUUAUUUCAUCAUGAAUUAUAAUGAUGCAUAUAUGUCUUUUGUCCUAGAUGUAUUUGAA